AUGGAACAAAUGUCAAAAUCACAAAAGGCAGAAUUAAUAAUGCCUGUUGCAAGAGUGAAAGCCAUGCUGAAGGUUGGAAAGUUUGGUAACCGAGUCAGCGACAAAGCUGCCGUUUUUAUGACCGCCACUCUUGAAUACUUGAUAACAGAAAUACUGGAACUAUCGAUAAAUUGCGCUCGAUCGGAUGGUGUAAAAAGGAUUCAGCCUCGUCACGUGAACAUCGCUUUAAAAACUGAUCCAGAGUACUCUGCCAUUUUCAAUCACGCAGGAAUUAAAGGUUCUACCAUGAUUCCAAAGCAAAUUAAUAGUCGGUCCUACACUUCUUCAAAUGGACAGAUGGACUUAGCCGCAAACCCGGAUUUAGAACCUGGACCUUCACGAGAAAGUAACUGA
Uloborus diversus is the source of this 393-nucleotide messenger RNA. Its product is annotated as histone H2A-beta, sperm-like. The record is from RefSeq and is a predicted model, not a curated record. Gene Ontology annotation, cellular component: nucleosome. NCBI's taxonomy places the organism in Eukaryota, Metazoa, Arthropoda, Arachnida, Araneae, Uloboridae. Gene Ontology annotation, molecular function: structural constituent of chromatin; DNA binding; protein heterodimerization activity. The coding region runs from base 1 to 393 and encodes 130 amino acids. The transcript has a single exon.